AUGGGAAUGGGGAAGACUGUCCAAGCCAUCGCACUAGUACUGGCUAAGCAGGAAGUUCAAGAAGUCGGGGAUGGAGGGUUGUGUGGCAUGGAGAAGAAUAACUCCGAAAAUACUGUUUCCAGACGUAGAGUGGUGCCCAUAAAGAUCAACUCCAUCUUCAUCGAUUUUAGCAGUUACCAAAUGAAGCAAGUUGGUGGACACAAUCAUAAUAAUCUACCAAGCAGGAAUGACUCCGGGCAAUUCGAAAAAUCUGGAGAGGACGGUGCUGGUAUAAAGGCAAAUGAAAAUUCUGUGGAGCAUAGUUCUGGUAAAAAGGCAAAAGGAAGAGAUGAUGUGAAAAAUGUUAAAGAGGCUUGUGCAAUUGAUACAAAAAAGGCAGUUUACUCCGAAACCCGUGAGGGUCACAGAAAGAAGGCAAAGAAAAAUGGUGAAAAUCCUGAAGAAGGUGUUGAUGAGGUUCAGGAGAUUGAGGAUGAGGAGAUACCAUACCUUCAUCUUGAAGCUGGUGGUGCUAACUCGAUUGUUGGAAGAAGUGGCAUAACAAGGAAGUCAAAGAAAAAUUUGACAAAAAAUGACAAUGCAACAUCUAUAGAAUUGCAAAAAGCUCUCCCAACGGUGAAUGAUGUUCUUGCUGAGACUGCUGAACCGCCGCCCAGUUUGAUUAUGCCUCUGCUGAGGUAUCAGAAAGAGUGGUUAGCUUGGGCGCUGAAGCAAGAGGAGUCUGCAGCCCGGGCAGGGAUACUUGCAGACGAGAUGGGGAUGGGCAAGACUGCUCAAGCCAUCGCACUUGUGAUGGCUAAGAAGGAACUUGAAGGAGCCGGGGAUGGGGCUUUCUCUCAAACAAGUUCAUCGUCUGGUUUGCCAAAGGUGAAAGCUACUCUCGUGAUUUGCCCUAUGAUUACUGUGAUGCAAUGGGCGAAUGAGAUUAGCGGCUUCACCUUGGCAGGCAGAAAAACAAGGAAGUAUGUCUUGCUAGAGAAACAAAGAUGCACUGGGUGUGGAGAGUUGUUCGAUGAAGGGAUCUUGGCUUAUCACCGAGCUUUUGUUUGUGUUCCAAGAAAUGAUAGUAGAACCAACAAGCAGCAUAAACAGAGGAAGAGUAAUAAUCGUGGGGUGGAUGUUACUGAGUCGGUGUAUGAUGGGAAGAGCGCCUUUGGAGCUGGUUCUUCUACCAAUGAUUCAGAAGGAGCUGAAAAGAGACCUCGUCAAAGAAAUUAUAAUUUGUACUCCGUGGACUCGAACCGUAUAAUAUUGGAUGAGGCUCACCAUAUUAAAGAUCAUCGAAAUAGCACUUCGAAUGCUGUUCUUUCCAUAAACUCUACCUACAAAUGGGCUCUAAGUGGCACUCCCCUUCCUACAAAGGAUAAGGCCUUUAUUGGAGCUGUCAAACAGAGGAAGAGUAAGAAUGCUGGGGUGGAUGUUCCUGAGUCGGUGGAUGAGUACGGGAAGCUUGGGAAGAAGAAUAUGUGA
Messenger RNA from Daucus carota subsp. sativus, 1470 nucleotides. Its product is annotated as DNA repair protein RAD16-like. The record is from RefSeq and is a predicted model, not a curated record. Gene Ontology annotation, biological process: nucleotide-excision repair. The transcript is spliced from 9 exons. The coding region runs from base 1 to 1470 and encodes 489 amino acids. Gene Ontology annotation, molecular function: ATP-dependent chromatin remodeler activity; ATP binding. Gene Ontology annotation, cellular component: nucleus. Lineage: Eukaryota; Viridiplantae; Streptophyta; Magnoliopsida; Apiales; Apiaceae.